Messenger RNA from Olea europaea var. sylvestris, 815 nucleotides. Its product is annotated as transcription factor bHLH160-like. The coding region runs from base 1 to 618 and encodes 205 amino acids. NCBI's taxonomy places the organism in Eukaryota, Viridiplantae, Streptophyta, Magnoliopsida, Lamiales, Oleaceae. Gene Ontology annotation, biological process: regulation of transcription by RNA polymerase II. Gene Ontology annotation, molecular function: DNA-binding transcription factor activity, RNA polymerase II-specific; RNA polymerase II transcription regulatory region sequence-specific DNA binding. Gene Ontology annotation, cellular component: RNA polymerase II transcription regulator complex. The record is from RefSeq and is a predicted model, not a curated record. The transcript is spliced from 4 exons.
AUGCAUCUAGAUAACCAGAAGAAUUUGAAUACAGUAAAUGAUAACCUAAAAAUUGAUAAAACUAAUUGGUUGAAAUUUAUUUUCCUACCCAGUUUGUUCAACCUAUGUGACAUCCCACACGGAGUGACAUCCCACACAAAGCUCCUCUUUCGUGGCAAAGCUCAAAAACCAAGUCAGCUCGCUGAAGCAGUUGUGGUUCGAAGAUGGAGUGCACCGGCCAUAGUCGAUCGUGUUCUUAAGUACAUCCCGGAUCUCGAAAACGAGAUAGAAACACUUAAGCUCAAGAAACAAAACUAUAUAACUCAAUCAGAAGAGAGUGCUGAAAUUAGUCCUGCUCAGAAUUCACAGCAAAUAACUGGCAGUGGCACUACAGUUUCUGUAAAUGAAGUUAAAGAGGGAGAAGCUAUCAUUCAAAUUUGCAUGGAAAAUAAUAAUGCAUUUACAAAAUUGCUGCAGAAAUUGGAAGACGAGCAAGGCAUUUGCAUCAAAAGUGCAUCUACUCUUCAUGUCUCUCAAACUAGAUUCUGCUAUCAUCUACACAUUCAGACAAGUGAAAAUUCAAUUCUGGCAAACUAUGUUGAAGGAUUGAGAGAGAAGGUAAUUUCUUGGUUGAGAUGAUUGAAAGGCAUCAAUAUUAUUAAUAUUGUUGUUACAGAUUUUUAUGUAAAUAAAGUCUUUGAUAAAGUAGCUCAAAAUAGUUGCAAACUUAAAGCAACAGCAAACAUAGAGAAUUAUGAAGUAACUAGGCUAUGCCCCGUUUGGCCCCCAUUCUUGUCAAAUUUUAAUGGUUGGAAUAGUGUUUUUUUGAAUAAUGU